Molecule: messenger RNA, 1200 nt
Organism: Pezoporus flaviventris
Lineage: Eukaryota; Metazoa; Chordata; Aves; Psittaciformes; Psittacidae
Product: coiled-coil domain-containing protein 81-like
Exons: 5
Coding region: 13-1200 (395 amino acids)
Cellular component (GO): centrosome
Source: RefSeq, a predicted model, not a curated record
GUGCUGCUGGCCAUGGACCACAACCGCCUUUCCCAUUUCUUUCCAGAGCGAGCCACCAUCUGGGACGCCGUGUCCAGCUACGUCCGAGAGCAGCUGCUGCAGCACAAGGGCGUCCGGAUUCCUUCCUUGGGCACCUUGGAUGUUGUCCAGGAGAAGAUCCAGGUUGGGGAUGAGUUGGUCACCAUCUAUAGGCCCACGUUCUCCUUGGCCAGGAACCUGGCUUUGGUCCACAACCUGAUGGGCAACAAGCUCUAUGCACCUGGCAACAAGGAGCUGGAGCCCCUCAAGUACUCCAAGGUGGCCUCAUCCAUCCCCACGUCACGCCAGAAGGUGGAACGCUGUGUCCAAGGCACCAUGUCCCAGCUCUCCUAUUGCCUUGGCAAGGGGGAGACAGUGGCCUUGGUCCUCAAGGACAUCGGGGUGCUGCUCAUUGAAGGCAAGAGGGUGGAGGUGAGGUUCUAUUCCCACUUCCUGGAAGAGCUGGUUGGGAAGAGGAGCCUGGAGAAAGCUGGAGCCAAGGUCCCCCAUCUCCUGGAUAUGGGAAUGUCGCCUUCGGCUCCUGUGGCCUCCUUGAGCACCAUUGGCCGGGUCCUCGUCUUCCCAGCCUUUGGGAUGACUUCGGAGACCCAACAGAUCCCAGAGGUUCUCCUCAAGAGCUUGGGAUCAGCCCUUGGUGAGGACGAGGAGAUGGGAAUGGGGAGGUCUCCAUCCCUGGAUUACGCCAUGGAAGGUAAAGAUCUCCUAGGGAUAACCCAAGGAUAUGGGGACCACCAUGAGGCUCCAACGCCUCCUCCAUCCCAACGGAUGACGGACCUCAUGGGGGCCGUCCCUUUGGAUGACGAACGUGAUGGGAAUGGGCUUGGGAGGGCACGAAGGGGCCAUGGAGACCCUCCUUGGGCACCAUGGGAUGCUCUUCCGCCCCCCGGUUCCAGCGGGAUCUCCCGGUGUUCCCAUUCCCGGCGUUCCCAGCCCAAUGGGUGGUGGUGGAGAAGAGGAGGCCACAAGGAUGAAGACGAAGCCCCUGGUCAGGUGAGGCUGAAGGCUCAUCCCUAUGGACACUCGAUGGGGCGGGGAGAGGCUGCCCUAUGGGUGAUGGUGUCCUCAGGGGCAGAUCCCAAAGGAAUCUCCCGACAGGAAGAGCUCCAAGAGGUGCCCGAAGGCCAAGAGGAGCCAGAAGGAGGUGGAAGAGGCUGGGAAUGA